AUGUCGAACGCAAGGGGUCCAGCUUCAGGCGUUCCUUUCUCCUUCCUCGUUCCGCAGGCGAAUAUCUCCUACUACACCGUGCCCCUCGCCUGGCUGCUGAGCUUCUCUCCGCACAUCUACGCCAUAGUGCGUUACAACACCCACGGCCACCCUGCUGGGAGUUCUGGGGCGCCGAAAUUCAACGGGAGCUCGCCGCGAACGUUCCUGGCCACCGUCCAAGCGAACAAGCACAUGUCCCAGGAGACCAAGGACCGCCUCUUCCGCGCGGAAGCCGCGUCCCUCAAUGGCUUUGAGAACCUGGGUUGGUUUGCUGCCGGCGUCGUGGCCGCGAAUGUCGCCGGCGUGGACGUCGCGUGGAUCAAUGCGCUCAGCUUGUGGUAUCUCUUCAACCGCGCGGUGUUCAAUCUCGCGUAUAUACGCGGCGUCAGCGGGAGGGUCCGAGGGAUGUGGUUCUAUGGAAGUAUUGCGGCUACGGUCACCUUGUUCAUCAAGGCUGGUAAUGCGGCCAGGAGGCUGACGGCCUGA
Messenger RNA from Fonsecaea erecta, 525 nucleotides. RefSeq lists its product as hypothetical. Lineage: Eukaryota; Fungi; Ascomycota; Eurotiomycetes; Chaetothyriales; Herpotrichiellaceae. The transcript is spliced from 2 exons. The record is from RefSeq and is a predicted model, not a curated record. Gene Ontology annotation, cellular component: membrane. Bases 1 to 525 code for a protein of 174 amino acids.